UCCAAUGUUUUACGUAUUUUGCCCAAAUUGUUUCUAAAUUAUUGUGUUUUAAAGUGUACCCUGUUUGUGCUAGUUGUGCCCAGCAAUGUUGAGCAACUGGAGAAACUGGUGCCGCUUGUGUGCGAACGAGUGUGCAGUUUUCAAGCUGGAAUCGCUCGACGAGCUCAACGAAAUCACUUUGAGGCAUUUCAAAUUUUCGUUGCAUGAACUCAGCGAUGUGUGCAUUUGUAUCUGCGAAGAGUGCUACAUCUUCGUGAACAAGUUGGAGCGUUUCAAGGAACGGUGCCUCCAGACGAGCAAGAUGCUGGUGGAGCUUUGCGCAAUCAGUACCGAGGACGAUGAACUCCUAGAAAGUGAUGUCCAGGAUUUGCGAUUUCGAUUCAUGAGUGAUUCCAUUUUAACGGCUGUCGACGAGGCUCCAGAAGAGAAGUCGCUGGUUUCCGGGUUGGUUCCGACCGCUGCACCGGAUGUAUGUGUAGGGGCGACUACAUUCGACCAGGGAGUGCAUACUAGUGACCUGGUGGAACCUGAGCUGGUUGAGCUGAAGAUUGAGAAAAUUCCCACUGGUAAACGAAAAAAGCAAGCGUCGAAAGAAGAUGUAAGGAUAUCCAAUAAGGAUUUUGAGUGUGCAAAGGAUGAUAUGAUGGUAAACAUCGUUGAAGAUGAUCGACUUCUCACAUCUUUGUCAAUGGAGGGUUUCACCGAACUAGACAGUAAUGUACCAUUAAUGCAUGAAGAUUCCGAUGAUGAACAUGAUGAUCACUACGACGAAGAUUACAAUGUCAAAGAAGAGCUAGGAUCCGAAAGCGAAACGGAUGCAAUGGAGGAAAUGCACCAAACCAAAAAGGUUGCCAAGCGGAAAAUGCAUCCAAAAUCAAGCUCUAAAUCUCCGAACAAUAGAGGCAAACUUAGUCAGAAAACAAGAUGUGAUACCUGUGAUACAUCGUUCCGUACUCGGUCGCUUUACGUGCUGCAUUUGCAGAACAAGCAUCCGGACUCCAAAGAGCUGUCCUUUGCUUGUUCGGCUUGUCCGAAGCGGUUUCCAUCGGAACGUAAAGCAAAAUUGCACGAAUCGGUACAUCUACCAAGCGAUCAAAAGUUGGUUCAUGCUUGCAAAUAUUGUGAUAAAAAAUUCAGCAAAUUAGUCAACGUACAGGCUCACAUAAAAGCUGUUCAUAUAGGGGAGCGACCGUACAUUUGCGAAGAAUGCGGAAAGGCAUUUGGAACCAAGGGUGCUUUGAAGGAGCAUCAAAUUACCCACAGUGAUGAUAAACCAUACCAGUGUGCCCAUUGCCCCAAAAAGUUUAAAAAUCUCCCUCGUUUAAAAACUCACGAGGACAUCCAUAAUGACACUCUGUACGUGUGUCCCCACUGUGGUCUUCAGCUGAACACAAAACGAACGUUGAAGAUGCACAUGGUUGUGCAUUCGGACCAGAAGAGAUUCAAGUGUCAGUACUGUGGGAACGAAUACAAACGAUCAAAAGCGUUGAAGAAUCAUCUGAUCCUGCACACCGGACUACGACCGUAUCAGUGUCCGUUUUGUGAGAAAACCUUCGCUAAUGGGUCCAACUGUCGGAGUCACAAGAAGAAGGCACAUCCGAUGGAGCUGGCCGCGCUGGAAGCCUCGGGGAAACAGACGCAUGCCACCAACAUUCCCAAGCUGGAGCAACUGCAGCCGAAACCACAUCAAAUAACAUCGCUUCCGGGUGCACCAACAUCCACUCCCACCACAGCAGCGGCACUGAACCAGCAACCACCAACCGAUGCUAUCGCCAUAUCGCCGUCGUCCUCUACCGCAAGUCAACAACAGCAACAUCAGGCGACGAUAAUUGCAACCUCUCCGACCCCGUCCAGCUUGGUCGAUGCACCGAGCACCGACGAGAUGAUGCUGCACCGGGGCGUUCGGCUGGUUACUGCCUACUUUCACUCGCAAAGCGAACCACCCCCGCUGAAUAUCCUAUCGACGUCAUGCAUCAAACACGAAGCCCCCGGCGGCGCCUGUAUUGCUGCAAAUGGUGAACAGCCCGAUCAUGGUCGCGGUUUCCAGUCAAUUGUGGUGCAACAGGAGCCGGGUGCGGUGGCACCGAUACCACCACCACCCACGGAACAACUCCAGUUAACCGUAUCCGAUAUGGUUAGUCUUCCGCCCUUGCAGCUCAUUGCGACCAGCAACCUGUGAGAGCGGUAAGUUUGAGUUAUAAUGUUGGAUAUUCUUUCCUCUGUCGAUUCAGUCAUUUAUUUCAGUUGUUUCGAUUUUCCGAAACGGAUUUUAUGUUUGUUUUUGCU
Ochlerotatus camptorhynchus is the source of this 2286-nucleotide messenger RNA. RefSeq names its product zinc finger protein 718-like. Gene Ontology annotation, biological process: regulation of transcription by RNA polymerase II. The record is from RefSeq and is a predicted model, not a curated record. The transcript is spliced from 6 exons. NCBI's taxonomy places the organism in Eukaryota, Metazoa, Arthropoda, Insecta, Diptera, Culicidae. Bases 86 to 2179 code for a protein of 697 amino acids. Gene Ontology annotation, molecular function: RNA polymerase II transcription regulatory region sequence-specific DNA binding; zinc ion binding; DNA-binding transcription factor activity, RNA polymerase II-specific. Gene Ontology annotation, cellular component: nucleus.